GGAAGAGGCGGCGGCCGCUGCAGCCGGGGCGGGCGGCGUGAGGUGAGCGCCGGCCGGCCCCGCUGGGAAUAUGGCGACCGGUGGCUACCGGGCUGGCAGCGGCGGCAGUGGCAGCACCACCGACUUCCUGGAGGAGUGGAAGGCGAAGCGCGAGAAGAUGCGCGCCAAGCAGAACCCCCCGGGCCCGGCCGCCCCGGGCGGGGGCAGCGGCGACGCGGCCGGGAAGCCCGCGGCGGGGGCUCUGGGCCCCUCGGCGGCCGCCGUGGCCAACGAGCUCAACAACAACCUCGCGGGCGGCGCGGCCGCACCUGCCGGGCCCGGGCCCGGGGGCGUGAACUGCACCGGGGGCCCCGCGGCGCCGAGCCGGGCCGCCCCGGGCCCGCGGCGCCCCGAGGACGAGCCCCCCCCCGCCGCCGCCGCCGCCGCCUCGGGGUCCCCGCCGGCCCGGGGCGACCAGGAGGAGCGGGACGGCGCCCCGGAGAAGGGCAAGAGCUCGGGCCCCAGCGCCAGGAAAGGCAAGGGCCAGAUCGAGAAGAGGAAGCUGCGGGAGAAGCGGCGCUCCACCGGCGUGGUCAACAUCCCCGCCGCGGAGUGCUUAGAUGAAUAUGAAGAUGACGAAGCAGGGCAGAAAGAGCGGAAACGAGAAGAUGCAAUUACACAACAGAACACGAUGCAGAAUGAAGCCGUAAGCUUAUUAGAACCAGGCAGUUCGUAUUUGCUACAAGAGCCAUCUAGAACAGUUUCAGGAAGAUACAAAAGCACAACCACUGCCUCUGAAGAAGAUGUUUCAAGUAGAUAUCCCCGAACAGAUAGAAGUGGGUUCAGCAGAUAUAACAGGGAUGCAAAUGCUUCAGGUAAUUUGGUCUCAAGUAGCACAUUGGAAAAGAAAAUUGAAGAUCUUGAAAAGGAAGUAGUAAGAGAAAGGCAAGAAAACCUAAGACUUGUGAGACUAAUGCAAGAUAAAGAGGAAAUGAUUGGAAAACUCAAAGAAGAAAUUGAUUUGUUAAAUAGAGAUCUAGAUGACAUAGAAGAUGAAAAUGAACAACUAAAGCAGGAGAAUAAAACUCUUUUGAAAGUUGUUGGGCAACUAACAAGGUAGAAGCUUCAAGGCUCAGUGUGGAAAAAAAUUUUAAAACUACUGAUUGAAUGUUAUGGUUAAUGCUAGGACAAUAUUCCUAUGCUGCAAUACAUUAAACUAACUAAAUAUUGUAUAUUUAUUUCUUGAAAACAGUGGAUGUUUAUUUGCAAAAUAUUUCUUUUUCAUUAUUAGUUUCAAAAUGUCAACCUUUUAUUUCACGAAUAAGUAACAUCUUUCAGUUAUUAAAAUGAUAGGUUAUGCCUCUUUUGGUUUUGUGUGGUAUUCAAAUAAUAUGUGGUUUAAAGUCACAACCAUUUGAAUAUAUUUUAUCUGUGGUAGUGCAUUUUUCUCCCUAAAGUAAUAUACAUAGUCUUUGUUUACAUGAAUUUAAAUACUUUUGGGGAGUUACCUGCAAAUGCCUUAUUACUGAUGUGUGCAACCUUUUAUGUGUUGGUGAUUUAGUCAUAAAGGUCUUUGUCUACU
Diceros bicornis minor is the source of this 1561-nucleotide messenger RNA. It is a transcript of the gene PAWR, whose product is annotated as pro-apoptotic WT1 regulator. The record is from RefSeq and is a predicted model, not a curated record. Lineage: Eukaryota; Metazoa; Chordata; Mammalia; Perissodactyla; Rhinocerotidae. Bases 71 to 1099 code for a protein of 342 amino acids. Gene Ontology annotation, cellular component: cytoplasm. The transcript has 6 exons. Gene Ontology annotation, biological process: apoptotic process; positive regulation of apoptotic process.